Molecule: messenger RNA, 2340 nt
Organism: Cannabis sativa
Lineage: Eukaryota; Viridiplantae; Streptophyta; Magnoliopsida; Rosales; Cannabaceae
Exons: 11
Coding region: 1-2262 (753 amino acids)
Biological process (GO): DNA repair; DNA-templated DNA replication
Cellular component (GO): DNA replication factor C complex; nucleus
Molecular function (GO): DNA binding; DNA clamp loader activity
Source: RefSeq, a predicted model, not a curated record
AUGGCCCCAAGAAAGAACGGCAAAUUCCCCAUCUUAACUCCUGAAGAGCUGAAGCAGGAGCCUGAUGUUGGCAUAGUUACUCCUGAAAUGCAGAAAGUUUUUGACGCCCAAAGAGCUUUCGAAAGAGAACGAUGUGGGAACGAGUUCAGAUUACAUGGUGGGAGCAGAGUGGCCUUUCAUUUUCAAAACAAUUCUAAUAAUAACGUGUUGUCCAAGCAAAGGCGUAGCGGUUAUGAACCGUCUGAUACCGAGACAGAUUUCAAUGAAAGUCCAUGGCGUGAACAUAAUAAGCCAAAAGAUGAAGAAGAUCAUUUGGAGUUUGUUAAGCCAAGGAACAACAUUAGCCCUUUAAAGCUAAGCCGAAGACACUCUUCGAGGUAUGAAUUCGGUGCUGCAGAGAAGAGAAGACAACACAACAGUAAGUCACCUUAUAAGCCAUCAAGAAGAGAAGAACAAGUCUUGGAUUUAGAGCAUAAUUUGGAUAAAGAUGAUGAUGAUGAUGAGUUGUUUAUGUAUCCAUAUAGAAAGCAAACUAAUAAGGUUGUUGAAGUUAAUAAGAAACCAAUUUACAUGAGCAAAAGAUCAGUAAGUGCUCCAAGAGUAAGGCAGAGAGAUAAGGAGAGAACAAUCUCACCAUUUUCGAAACCAAGACAAGCUCCUCCUCCUCCUCCUCCUGAUCAAGCGAAAGUGGUGGUGGCGCCUUCAAUAGGCGAAAUCAAUGAAAGAGUUGGGUAUGCAAAGCUUCACACUGCAAAUUUUGAGAGUACUGACUCAAUUUCACCAGGUGAUAUAUUCUUUUCUAGAGAAUGGAAUGUGUUGGCAUUGCCUAAAAAGAAAGGUGGUUCAGGAAACCAUUUUUGUCCAAAACCGAAAAUAGUAUCUCAAAGAUCAGAUUCUGUGCCUCACUUGAGAAGAGCAAAUAACAAUGUUAUUGACCAUCAUAAUAAGUCAUCAUCAACUACAAUCUUUACUACUUCAUCUGCAAGUAGGCCAGGAAGAAAUGGUAAGUUUAGUAGUGAGAGUAGUAAACUGAGUGAUGUGAGUGAGAAAACAACUGAGAGCAUGAAAAAUUUCACUGCUAAUAGGAAGAAGAAACAUCAGAAGGAGAAGGAGACAUGGUUUGGUUGUAUGAAGAAAGGGCCUUGUAGGACUUCAAAGUCACCUGACAAAACUCCAAGAACUACUUUCAAUGAGACCUUAUUCAUUGAGAGAGCUUAUGUGGUUGAAAAUCUCAGACAGUUCUGGGCUGAUAAGUAUCAACCUGCUUCAUUGAAUGGAUUCACUUUGCAUAAACAAGAAGCUCAAAUUCUCAAACAACUUGUGUCAGAUGAAAUAUGUCCCCAUAUUUUGCUGAAGGGGCCAUCUGGUUCUGGAAAAAAAGCAUUAGCAAUGGCUCUUCUGCGCGAAUUAUAUGGCGAUGAGAGUUGGAAUAUUUCACAUGAUUUAAGAUACUUUCAGAUUCAGGAAAACAGGCCAAUGCAAGUGGCUGUUCCAAUAACAUCAAGUCCUCACCAUUUGGAACUCAAUGUGAACUUGGAAUCAAAUGCUAAGUAUGCUCUGAUGGGAUUAGUUAAAGAAAUUGUCAAAGAUUAUACAGUUGCACCCGAAAUCAGCAUUGCUAAUCUCAGCUCAAAUUAUAAAGUAAUAGUUCUUUAUGAUGUUGACAAAGCAGCAGAUAACACCAUCCAACAUCUUAUAAAAUGGAUUUUUGACUGUUACUCACAUUCAUGUAAACUCAUCCUUUGCUGUGAAGAUGAUACAGAGAUAAUUGAGUCAGUCAAAAGUCAAUGCAAAACUAUCAAAGUCAAUGCUCCUGUAACUCAUGAGAUCAUGGAAGUACUGAUUCAGAUAGCAAGAAAGGAAGAAUUUGAUCUUUCUAUGGAGUUUGCAGCUAAGAUUGGUAUCAAAUCAAAACAGAAUCUUAGAAAAGCAAUCAUGGCCCUUGAAGCAUGCAAGGCUCACAACUAUCCUUUUUUGGAGGAUCAGCCAAUUCCACUUGGAUGGGAAGAGGUUGUGGUUGAAAUCUCAGCAGAAAUUCUAGCCAACUCCUCAUCUAACAUGUUAUUUGCCAUAAGAGGAAGAUUUCAAAAGCUUCUACUUGAGUUUGUUCACCCCAAACUGAUUUUACAGAAGCUUGUGGAACAAUUUCUAAAAGGAAUAGAUGCUAAUAUUAAAAGGGAACUUUAUUACUGGCAUGCUUAUUAUGACAAGAAAUUACCAACUGGACCAAGUGCUUUGCUAAAACUUGAAGGUAAGAUGUAAUAAUAAUAUAUAGUUUCAAUAAUAUGAAUGAAGUAAUUUGUCAUUUUAGCAACAAUCUUAGCUUAGUUAAUUAUGACA